CUGGCGGGGAGCUGAGAGGAGCCGCUGCUGCCGAGGUGCCCAGGCCCCGUAAGAACCAUGCUGGCGGCAGCCUGCGGGGCGGUGCGCCUGCUCCCCAGAGUCCGGGGCGGAGCGGGGAGCUCCCUGCUCAGUUCUCAGCUGUCCUGGGCCAUUCAUUUUCGGGGAAACCAUUGGCAGACUUCUCUGCUGGCAUUUCAGGCGUCCCUCCCCAUGCGAGCAGAACCGAGGAAGAAAAAGAAGGUAGAUCCAAAGAGAGAACAAGCACAAAAGGACCGUAUGAAGAAAAAGAUAAAAAAGAUGGAAAAAGCUGCCCAGGAAAUGAUUCCCAUUGAGGAUUUUGUAACACCAUUCAAGUUUUUGGAUGCUUCAAGAGUACGAGAGAUCUCCCCACUGUCCUUUGAGGAGAGUGAAAGGCGAGCCCUGCUCCUGAAGAAGUGGGCCCCGUACAAGCAGAAAGAACAUGAGGCAGAGAUGGAAACAUUGAAGUCUCUUAUGGCAGCUCAGCAGGAGGCACUAGAGGAAUUGCGUCUUGAAUCAGAAGAACUUUACCAAGCAGCAAUAAGACGAGAUGAGGACCUGUUUCCCUUUGAGAAAGAGGGGCCUAGUUACACACCACAGGUUCCUGGCUAUGAGGCUCCUGAAGGGAAAUGCAUCGACAUUACCAAAGUGUACGAACAGUGAGAUCGGAAGACUCUGCCACGCAGGUGGCAGGAGAUACUCAGUGCAUUAAAGGAGGAUACAAUGGGAUGCAACUAGACUAUUUCUUUUGCUUUUUCAAACAUCCCUAUGCACAUGGCUGUCAAAAGAAAAUAAAAACACCACCUG
Molecule: messenger RNA, 825 nt
Organism: Emys orbicularis (European pond turtle)
Lineage: Eukaryota; Metazoa; Chordata; Testudines; Emydidae
Gene: MRPL40
Product: mitochondrial ribosomal protein L40
Exons: 4
Coding region: 58-681 (207 amino acids)
Cellular component (GO): mitochondrial ribosome; mitochondrial large ribosomal subunit
Source: RefSeq, a predicted model, not a curated record